Messenger RNA from Malania oleifera, 2298 nucleotides. Its product is annotated as nuclear/nucleolar GTPase 2. Gene Ontology annotation, cellular component: nucleolus. Gene Ontology annotation, molecular function: GTP binding. The record is from RefSeq and is a predicted model, not a curated record. The coding region runs from base 355 to 1950 and encodes 531 amino acids. The transcript has 11 exons. Lineage: Eukaryota; Viridiplantae; Streptophyta; Magnoliopsida; Santalales; Ximeniaceae.
AUCAAACGAAAUAAAAAUUGGAAUGAAACUGAUGAUUUCUAUUUCAACAAUCCGUUCAGUUUUUAAAAUUCCAUUGAAGGCCUUGAAUCUGUUCGACUUGACCUAGGGCAGCGCGUGGGGCAUUUGGGAACUGACUGCUGCUGAGCGCAAGCUUUCCCCUAACUUCUCUCGCUCUCUAAAGCCUCAGCUGCCGUUGUUGCUCUACACUCCGCAGAACGGCCACACGGAGCCGCUCUCGCACUUCUUCGUAGUUUCUCACAUUGAGCUCACUCUCUCUCGUCCUCUCCCUCUCCCUCUCGACAUAGUUGAUAUCUUCUGCCUAUUUCCUUUGUUGUUUUUGUAAGUCAAGCGAAGAUGGUGAAGAAGAAAGAGAAGAAAGUGAACGUCUCGGGAAAGCCGAAGCAUUCGCUCGAUGUGAAUCGAGUAGGAGAUGGAAUCAAGGAUGGUCGAAGUGCGUCCACGGUUCGGCGCCUCAAGAUGUACAAUUCAAGGCCGAAGCGUGACAGUAAAGGAAAGAUUUUGAAGCAUGAUCUUCAGUCUAAGGAGUUGCCUUCGACACGAAUCCAACCCGAUCGACGCUGGUUUGGGAAUACUCGAGUUGUGAAUCAGAAGGAGCUUGAAUUCUUCCGUGAGGAACUCCAAACCCGGAUGUCAAGCAACUACAAUGUCAUCUUGAAGGAAAAGAAACUGCCCAUGUCCCUGUUAAAUGACCACCAGAAGCAAGCAAGAGUUCAUCUUCUUGAUACCGAACCUUUUGAGGAUGCAUUUGGACCUAAGAAGAAGAGGAAGCGUCCAAAGCUCAUGGCAUUAGAUUAUGAGUCAUUAGUAAAGAAAGCUGAUGGUUCUCAGGAUGCCUUCGAACAAAUGCAUAAUGCUAGUGCUUCUGCUGAAGGAAGUGAAGGAGAUGGUUUCAGGGAGUUGGUUCGGCAUACAAUGUUUGAGAAGGGUCAAAGUAAACGUAUAUGGGGUGAGCUCUACAAAGUGAUAGAUUCUUCAGAUGUUGUUGUCCAGGUACUAGAUGCAAGGGACCCACUGGGUACACGUUGCUACCAUUUAGAGAAGCAUUUGAAGGAGCAUUGCAAGCAUAAACACAUGGUUUUUUUGUUAAACAAGUGUGAUUUGGUUCCUGCUUGGGCUACAAAAGGGUGGCUUAGAGUGUUAUCAAAGGAAUAUCCUACGCUAGCAUUCCAUGCAAGCAUCAACAAGUCCUUUGGCAAGGGUUCACUUUUAUCAGUAUUGAGACAAUUUUCUCGUUUAAAGAGUGACAAGCAAGCAAUAUCUGUGGGAUUCAUUGGUUAUCCCAAUGUUGGAAAGUCGUCUGUUAUUAACACACUUCGUACAAAGAAUGUUUGCAAGGUUGCCCCCAUUCCAGGAGAGACUAAAGUCUGGCAGUAUAUAACACUGACAAAGAGGAUCUUCUUGAUUGACUGCCCUGGAGUUGUUUAUCAUAACAAUGAUUCUGAAACAGAUAUUGUGCUGAAGGGUGUGGUACGUGUUGCAAAUUUGCAGGAUGCUGCUGAACACAUAGGAGAAGUUCUAAAGCGUGUGAAGAAGGAGCACCUCAAAAGAGCAUACAAGAUAAAAGACUGGGAUGAUGAAAAUGACUUUCUUGUUCAGCUAUGCAAGUUGUCUGGAAAACUGUUGAAGGGUGGGGAACCCGACUUGAUGACUGCUGCAAAGAUGGUGCUUCAUGACUGGCAGAGGGGCAGGAUACCAUUCUUUGUGCCACCGCCACGGCAAGAAGAAGAAUCAGCAGAGGAACCUACUCCUACUGUCUCAAGUGCAGAGGCAGGAGCAGUGGAUAGUAAUCAGGAAUCAGCUGCUAGAAGAGCUAUUGCAAAUGUCAUUUCAUCCCAGCAGCUAAUGAAUGUUCCUGUUCAGAAAGAUCUCUUCAACGAGAAUGAGUUGGAGGGUGAGACAUCUGAUCACCCUCCAUCCAUGGACUCCUAAUUUUUCUUUGAGAGAAAGAGAGAGAGAGAGGGAUAGAGAGAGAGGAUCCAAAUCAUUUUAUGUUAUUUGAGGUCAUAGUUUUAAGUUGUAUUUUUAAAAAAAAUUUAAUUUUAAUUUAAUUUCACCAGCUGGCAUUGUACGUGGAGAUUGUGAGUGAAGAGAAACAUUUUUGGUGAGGUCUAUACUAUGUAGAUCAGAAUUAGAGUGAAAUAGUCUCGUGGGGCUGCUGAAUUUUACGCAGUCUCUGCAGAUGCUUCACUUGUAAUAAUAAUGAGGCUUAACUAAAGAGGAAGAUAAAGAUGAAUGAGUGGAAAUAAAAUUACAUGAGGAAAAGCAUUGCUCUGGAAA